AUGAGAAAUAAAUAAACCCGCCCGUUAUUUAUACCUAAGCCAGAAAACGGGGAUUUUCCUUUUGACAUCAAAAACGCGAAUACUCAAGAUAUAAAAGCCAUAGACUUCUAUAGAAUGUACAAUUCAAUGCAAAUGUUUAUAGAGUAAUUAAUACCAGAUCAGACUCUCCAACAAAAAGUACAAACUAAUGUUGAUGCCAUUUACAGGGUCUUUAUUGAAAAAGACUUAAAUCCUCCUCCGCCUCAAAAACUAGUGGGGAGAAGAAGUUCUCCUUAUACAUAUUAAAAACAAGAGUUUUGGCAAUUGGUUGAGCACUUAAAUUCUCUAGGCUUCUCUUAUCGUCAAAUAUCAGAGAGAUUGCAAGUGCAUUAUGUUUAAAUUUCAACGCAUCAUCGAAGCACAGUUGAUUACGAUGACGAAGAUUCUGAAUAGGAGUCAGUCUCUGUAAAGAAAGUAAGCAAAGAAUAAGUUAAAUAACAUUUGGUUGUUCAAAAAUAAUAACAACAUGACGUUUUUUAUUCAGAUGAUGAAAAAGGACAGAAAUGA
Messenger RNA from Paramecium tetraurelia, 546 nucleotides. RefSeq lists its product as uncharacterized. The record is from RefSeq and is a predicted model, not a curated record. NCBI's taxonomy places the organism in Eukaryota, Ciliophora, Oligohymenophorea, Peniculida, Parameciidae. The transcript has 2 exons.